CUGUCGGUGCCGAUGGGUGGCGUCACAACGGGCCUCGCUGGGCUCGGGGCGGACAGCCUGCUCUCUCUCCCCGGGCUCUGCAGCCUGUUGGCGGGGCUGGGGCUCCUCAUGUUCUGGACGGGUUCCUGGAAGUUCCUGCAUGUCGCUCUAUGCACCAUCAAAAGAGACUUAAUGUGCCUGGUUGCUAUCCUGAAGGUGAGGCUUUCCAUUCGCCGACAUCUGAGAAACAGAAGCACCAUCCCUGCCCUGUUUGCCCAGACGGUGUCACUGCACCCGCACAAAGCUGCUUUGAUCUACGAGGCUACAGGAGAGGUUUGGAGUUUCAAGGAGCUGCAGGAUCGAUGCCACGCUGUGGCUCACUGGGCGCUGGCCCAGGGGUGGGCCGAGGGAGAUGUGGUGGCCCUGUACAUGGAGAGCCAUCCCAUGGUGGUGGCUCUAUGGUUGGGUCUGGCUAUGAUCGGCGUAGAGGCUGCGCACAUAAACCACAACCUUCGACAGCAUUCACUCGUGCACUGUGUCGGCGUGUCUGGUGCUCGGGCGAUGGUCUUCGGGGCGGAGAUGAGAGAUGCGGUGUCAGAGGUGAGUGGCUCUCUGCAGCCCCACAUGGUUUGGUUCAGCAGUGGUGAGCCGGACCGUGAAGAGGAGCUCUGCAGCCUCCAGGCCCAGAACCUGGACGCCCAGAACCUGGAUGCCCAGAACCUGGACGCCCAGAACCUGGACGCCCUGCUGGAGCGCUCGCCCAAACACCCACCGCGAUACACCCUCAAGAAGGGCUUCAACGACAGACUCUUCUACAUUUACACUUCUGGAACGACGGGCAUGCCGAAGGCGGCCGUGGUGGUGCACAGUCGGUAUUUUCGCAUCGCUGCCUUUGGUUUCCACUCCUUUGGUUUGCGUCGUGAUGACGUCAUCUACAACUGUCUUCCCUUGUAUCAUUCAGCAGGUACCAUCAUGGGUGUCGGCCAGUGUUUGCUCUUCGGUGUGACCGUCGUGGUCAGAAGGAAGUUCUCGGCCAGUCGCUUCUGGGACGACUGCGUCAAACACAACUGCACUGUAAUUCAAUACAUCGGCGAGAUUUGCCGCUACCUGUUGGCCCAGCCGGUCCGUUCAUCCGAGGCACGUCACCGGGUGCGUGUUGCCAUUGGCAACGGCCUCCGUCCGUCUGCGUGGGAAGAGUUCGUCCAGAGAUUCAGAAUCCUGCGAAUCGGGGAAUUUUAUGGCGCCACAGAGUGCAACUGCAGCAUGCUCAACAUAGACGGAAAGGUGGGGGCGUGUGGCUUCAACAGCCGCAUCCUGCCCAGCUUCUACCCCAUCAGACUGGUCAGGGUGCAGGAGGGGAACAAAGAGCUGCUCAGGGAUCCACAGGGCCUCUGUAUACCCUGUAUGCCUGGUGAGCCGGGCAUGUUGGUAGGACGCAUCAACCUCACGGAUCCACUCAGGAGAUUUGACGGCUACGCUGAUAAGGACUCUACCAAUGACAAAAUAGCGCACAAUGUCUUCAAGAUGGGGGACUCUGCGUACGUCUCAGGUGACCUGCUGGUGAUGGAUGAUUACGGCUACAUUUAUUUCAGGGACCGUAGCGGCGACACGUUUCGUUGGCGAGGGGAAAACGUUUCCACCACGGAGGUGGAGGGGGUCCUCAGCCGCCUGCUGGGACACACAGUCGUAGCCGUCUACGGAGCGUCCGUCCCAGGUGUGGAGGGGAAGGCUGGCAUGGCAGCAAUAGCUCACGCGGGAGGCCGGUUUGACCUCGAUGCGUUCUUGAUCGCCGUACAGAAAGCUCUGCCUUCCUACGCACGCCCCGUCUUCCUGAGACUCAUGCCAUCUGUUGACACUACAGGUACCUUUAAAAUCCAGAAGACUCGGCUGCAGAGGGAAGGAUACAAGUCGCGAGACUCGAGGGAGGAGAUUUAUUUCCUGAACAGUCGCGCUGGCCGUUACGAGGCUGUUACUGAUGAACUGUAUGAAGCCAUCGUGGAGGGGAGGGUGCGUCUGUGAGACAGGACGAGGAGGAGAAGAAACUGACCGGAGGAGCGUAUAUUCAAAAGGAGAAAGAGAGAGAAGGAAAACAGUUUUGUAAAUUUGAUUGUGGCACUGUUUUUUCUUUCAUCAA
Molecule: messenger RNA, 2113 nt
Organism: Pseudoliparis swirei
Lineage: Eukaryota; Metazoa; Chordata; Actinopteri; Perciformes; Liparidae
Product: long-chain fatty acid transport protein 1-like
Exons: 13
Coding region: 13-1998 (661 amino acids)
Biological process (GO): cardiolipin biosynthetic process; phosphatidylinositol biosynthetic process; medium-chain fatty acid transport
Cellular component (GO): mitochondrial inner membrane; plasma membrane
Molecular function (GO): long-chain fatty acid-CoA ligase activity; long-chain fatty acid transmembrane transporter activity; fatty acid transmembrane transporter activity
Source: RefSeq, a predicted model, not a curated record